AUGGCCGACGAAGCCCUCACGGUGAAACUUGGAGAGGAAGCCCCGGCCACCUUCGCCGAGGUGCUCCAGAAGGCGAAGAAAGUCAUCGAUGGACAGGAGCUCCUCCGAACCAAAACCGGCCGACCUGAACGAAAGAUCGGCCGGGGCAGAAGUGGAAAAGAUGAAAGGGCAGAUCCCAAGUCCAAGGACAAGGGAUCCUUCUCCAGCGGCCGAGCUGAGUAUCGAAGGGCGGAGAACGGACCUACCAGGAGCCGACCUUACGAGCGCUUCACCCCAACCACGAUUCCAAUUUCUGAGAUCCUAACAAACAUCGAGGAUUCUGGAAUGGAAAAACUACUCAAGCGUCCGGAGAAACUUCGGGGAGCCCCGGAGAGGCGCAGCAAGGACAAGACCAGCUCAGCAGAGAAAAAGGAAGAGCGAAAGCGUUCAAGGACGCCACCCAGGCGCACCGACCGACCUGCGGUCAUCAAUACCAUUUUUGGAGGGCCAAGCGGGGGUCAAUCCGGACAUAAAAGAAAGGAGUUAGCCCGUGAAGCCAGGCGCGAGGUGUGCAUCAUCAGGGAGCAGGGGCCGACCUGCCCAAUCACCUUCGACGGUGCAGACUUGGAGGAGGUCCACCUGCCCCACAAUGAUGCCCUUGUGAUUGCUCCCUUGAUUGAUCAUGUGGUGGUCAGGAGAGUGUUGGUAGACGGGGGCGCAUCCGCUAACAUCCUGUCCUUACCGACCUACCUCGCCUUGGGCUGGACGAGGUCGCAAUUGAAGAGAAGCCCGACGCCGCUGGUUGGGUUCUCUGGAGAAUCGGUCAUCCCAGAGGGUUGCAUCGACUUGCCGGUCACGCUGGGGCAGGACCAAACUCGGGUCACUCAAAUGACCGAGUUCGUGGUAGUUGACGGUAGAUCGACCUAUAACGCCAUCUUUGGGAGACCCAUCAUCCACUCAUUUCGGGYCAUUCCCUCAACACUUCAUCAAGUUUUGAAGUAUUCCACCCCCAAUGGCGUGGGCACGGUCCGAGGAGAACAGACCGUUUCGAGGGAAUGCUAUGCCGCCGCACUCAAAGGCUCAUCGGUCUGCGCCCUCGAAACUCUCAGGGAUGGGACGCUCGAGCUCGAGGCCGACCUGCCGAGGAAGGAGUUUGCCGCACCCACCGAGGAGCUCGAGCUUGUUCCUYUGCUUAGUCCCGAGAAGCAGGAUUGCGGCCCUGAACCGGUUUGUUUCAAGGUCGACAGAUAA
Molecule: messenger RNA, 1230 nt
Organism: Momordica charantia (bitter melon)
Lineage: Eukaryota; Viridiplantae; Streptophyta; Magnoliopsida; Cucurbitales; Cucurbitaceae
Source: RefSeq, a predicted model, not a curated record